This is a messenger RNA of Selaginella moellendorffii, 2475 nucleotides long. Its product is annotated as nucleolar complex protein 2 homolog. Gene Ontology annotation, cellular component: Noc2p-Noc3p complex; Noc1p-Noc2p complex; nucleolus. Bases 14 to 2425 code for a protein of 803 amino acids. The transcript has 14 exons. The record is from RefSeq and is a predicted model, not a curated record. Gene Ontology annotation, biological process: ribosomal large subunit biogenesis. NCBI's taxonomy places the organism in Eukaryota, Viridiplantae, Streptophyta, Lycopodiopsida, Selaginellales, Selaginellaceae.
GGAUAUCUGAGCAAUGGGGAAGAAAGCGCCUAAGAGCGUCAAGAAAUUCACGAAGAAGCAUCUCAAGUCGGUGAUCGCCAAGCGCCGGAAGCUCAAGCCCAUGCGAAAUGCGCUCCGCCACAAAGAAGCGGCACUGGAAGAGAAGCGUCGCAAGGCGGCCCUCGCGGAAAAUGCUGCCGAUGCGUCGACGAAGAAGAAGAAGAAAAUGGAGGAGAUGAAUGUGGAUGAGCUCAUGGAUGGAGAUUUCCUUGACGAUGGCGAUGAUGAUGUUGAAAAUGGAGUCGGUUCUGACGACGCGAGUGAUCCCGACGCUCCUCUUCCAGAGGUCGAUGGAGAUGAAGAAGACUUUAUUGACAUCACUCCACCUGAUGUGGAAGACGAUUCCGACAGCGAUGAUGGGGAUAACGCGGAAGUUAAAAACGAGAACAAAAAGUUCAAAUCCGAGAUUGAGAAGCACAAAAUGGAUCUCGAGAAACUCAAGGAGAAGGAUCCAGAGUUUUAUAAGUUCCUUGAGGAACAUGAUCAAGAACUUCUUGGGUUCAAAGAAGACGAAGAAGAGGAACAAGACGAUACUGAGAAGCCAACGUCUCGUGACAAGGAAGAAGACUCCCUGACGAUUGCUCACGUAGAAAGUUGGAUCAUAGCUGUCAAGGAAAAGGAGAACUAUGCCGCGCUGCGGAAGCUACUUGGUGCUUUUCGCAGCGCAUGUCACUAUGGGGAGGGGGAGGAGGAGGAGCUCUCGGAGCGAUUUAUCAUCAAUAGCAGCAACGUUUUCAACAAGGUCAUGGUCUUUAUUCUCUCUGAGCUCGACGGGAUCUUCAAGAAAAUGCUGCAUAUUCAUCAAGAGAAAAAGGUGGCUACGGAAGAUCUCAAGAAAAUUGGCCGCUGGAAGAAGCUGUUCCCGUUUGUCAAGUCGUACCUCGCCAGCGCGCUACAUGUGUUAAACCAGAUGACGGACAACCGGAUGAUCUCGUUUACCUUGAGACGUUUGAGGCCGUCGAUCGUUUUUCUUGGUGAGUUUCCAGCUCUGGGAAGGAAGUUUCUGAAGGCUGCGUUUCAUUUCUGGAGCACCGGCGAACAAUCCUUGUCUUUCGUAGCUUUCUCGUGCAUCCGCGACAUGGCCAUGCAACUUGGCACGGAUUGCCUCGAGUCCUGCUCAAAGACCAUCUACAAGCAGUUCGUUUCUAGCGCAAAGUUUGUAAGCGCGACAACACUUCCUCGGAUACAAUUCCUGGCAAAUUGUGUAGUGGAGCUCUAUGGCAUCGACAUUGCUGUCUCGUACCAAUGCGCCUUCACUUUUAUCAAGCAGCUGGCUAUUAUACUCCGAAACGCACUCACUGUAAAAUCCAAGGAUUCCUUCAAGAAAGUUUACUGCUGGCAGUACAUGGCUUCGCUGGAACUGUGGGUGAAAGUAGUGAGCGCCUACACUGGCAAGGAUAAUCUUCAGCCUCUAGCGUAUCCACUGGCUCAAAUUCUCGGGGGCGUCUCUCGUCUCGUUCCUACUGCUCGCUACUUUCCUCUGCGAAUGCAGUGCGCGGUGAUGCUUAACAGAUUGGCAGCGGCCACGAAUACGUUCAUCCCAGUUGCUCCCGUACUGCUGGAUAUGCUCGAUUUUAAAGAGAUGAAAAAGCCGCCAACUGGAGGAGCUGGGGACAGCGUAGAUUUUCAUGUCGUGAUCAAGGUGGGUAAACCAGUGGUGAAGACGAGGGCCUUUCAGGAAGAAUGCGUGAACACGGUGCUCGAGCAGCUUGCUGAGCAUUUGACGCAGUGGUGUUACUCCGUGGCGUUUCCUGAGCUGGCUCUGAUUCCCCUCGCUCAACUCCGUCGAUUCGUGAAAGAAACGAAUGUCGACCGUUUUAGAAGGCUAGCGAGGCAGCUCGUUGAACAGAUUGAACGAAAUGUAGAGUUUGUGACAAAGAAGCGGGAAGGGGUCUCGUUCUCUCCAAAAGAUAGCGAAGCUGUUGCAUCCUUUCUAAAGGCUGAGAGGGAGGCUGGAACAAGUCCAUUGUUUCAAUAUUGCAACGUUCUACGAGAACGAGCGAAAGAACGGCGGCAAGCUCUUGUAGAAACAAGUGUGGAGGUAAAGCAAAAGCCGGACGAGGACGAGCUCGCUCGAGACGAUGGCAAGGCCAAGGAGUUGUUUAACAAGAAAUGGCAUCAACAAAAGAAGAGAGCAGGACUGAGAUUCUUACGAAGAAGCAACAAAAAGAGGAGGAGAAAGAGAAAGGCGAUCAAGCGGGGGUCGAGGAGGACAGGGUCGAAGAUCUUCUUCUCUCGGAUGACGAUGAGCAAGACGAUGAAGGCGUGCGUUCUAACGAUGAUGAAGCAGCACAAAAGCCAGCAAACAAGAAAAGAAAGAGAUCUUCUAAACAGAAGCAAAGAACCAAAUAACAAAAGACUUGUUUUUACAGAAUUUCUUAUCUAACACAUUGCAAAGGCAAUUUUUGAAUAAAAAUGCUUACAAACCUUUACCAA